This is a messenger RNA of Sclerotinia sclerotiorum 1980 UF-70, 156 nucleotides long. RefSeq lists its product with no specific name. The transcript is spliced from 3 exons. The record is from RefSeq and is a predicted model, not a curated record. The coding region runs from base 1 to 156 and encodes 51 amino acids. Lineage: Eukaryota; Fungi; Ascomycota; Leotiomycetes; Helotiales; Sclerotiniaceae.
AUGAAUGGUGCUCAAGUAUCACCAAUUCAUGUAAAUAGUAUAAUUGUGGACUUCAACGAUUCAAAAGAUAAGGACUCGGGAACUAGCAAAGAUGGAACACAUAUUACUUGUUUAGAUUCUCCUGUGAAGCUGCUUCAAUUGAUAGCUUUUAGCUAA